Messenger RNA from Perognathus longimembris pacificus (Pacific pocket mouse), 2770 nucleotides. RefSeq names its product component of oligomeric golgi complex 7 (gene Cog7). Gene Ontology annotation, biological process: Golgi organization; retrograde vesicle-mediated transport, Golgi to endoplasmic reticulum; intracellular protein transport. Gene Ontology annotation, cellular component: COG complex. Bases 114 to 2426 code for a protein of 770 amino acids. NCBI's taxonomy places the organism in Eukaryota, Metazoa, Chordata, Mammalia, Rodentia, Heteromyidae. The transcript is spliced from 17 exons. The record is from RefSeq and is a predicted model, not a curated record.
GGGCGCGGGCUGCGCGGAGGUGGCAGCGCGGUUCGGGUUCGGCCUUGGGCGGGCGUCGCUGAGGCCGGCGCUAGCUCUUGUGGCCCGCCGCGUCAGGCCCGAGCAGAGCCGCCAUGGACUUCUCCCGGUUCCUGGCGGACGACUUCGACGUGAAGGACUGGAUCAACGCGGCCUUCAGGGCCGGGCCCAAAGAGGCGGCCGCGGGGACGGCGGACAGCCACGCGGCCACGCUGGUCAUGAAGCUGCAGCUGUUCAUCCAGGAGGUGAACCACGCCGUGGAGGAAACAAGUCACCAGGCUCUUCAGAGCAUGCCCAAAGUGCUCCGUGACGUCGAAGCCCUGAAACAGGAAGCAUCAUUUCUGAAAGAACAAAUGAUUCUUGUCAAGGAGGACAUUAAGAAAUUUGAGCAGGAUACGUCACAGUCCAUGCAGGUGCUGGUGGAAAUUGACCAGGUGAAAUCCAGGAUGCAGCUUGCUGCUGAGUCUCUUCAGGAAGCAGACAAGUGGAGCACGCUGAGUGCUGACAUCGAGGAGACAUUUAAGACUCAAGACACGGCUGUGAUUUCCGCCAAGCUCAUUGGCAUGCAGAACAGCUUGAUGAUGCUUGUGGAUACUCCGGACUACUCAGAGAAGUGUGUGCACUUGGAGGCGUUGAAGAACAGGCUGGAGGCCCUGGCCAGCCCCCAGAUCGUGACGGCAUUCACCUCCCAGUCUGUUGAUCAGUCCAAAGCAUUCGUGAAGGUCUUCAGUGAAAUUGACCGGAUGCCUCAGCUCCUGGCCUACUACUACAAGUGCCACAAGGCCCCACUUCUCACAACCUGGCAGGAGCUGUGUCAGAGCGACCUUCCACUGGACCGGCAGCUCACCAGCCUCUACGACGCCUUGCUUGGUGCGUGGCAUACGCAGAUCCAGUGGGCCUCACAGGUUUUCAAGAAUCCCCAUGAGGUGGUGACGGUGCUGCUGAUUCAGACGCUAGGGGCCCUGGUGCCCUCUCUGCCUGUGUGCCUCAGUGCCGGGGUGGAGCGGGCAGGGCCUGAGCUGGAGCUCAGCAAGCUGCUGGAGUUCUAUGAUACCACUGCCCACUUCGCCAAGGCGCUGGAGGUGGCUCUCCUUCCCCACUCACAUGAGCACAACCUGGUGAAAGUGGUGGAGCUGGUGGAUGCCGUGUAUGGGCCUUACAAACCCUACCAGCUGAAGUAUGGCAGCCUGGAAGAGAACAACCUCCUCAUCCAGAUCAGUGCCGUGCCCUUGGAGCAUGGGGAAGUGAUCGACUGCGUGCAGGAGCUGAGCCACUCGGUGAACAAACUCUUUGGCUUGGCGUCUGCAGCUGUUGACAGAUGUGCCCAGUUCACCAAUGGCCUGGGAACCUGCGGCCUGCUGACAGCCCUGAAGUCCCUCUUUGCCAAGUAUGUGUCAGAUUUUACCAAUGCGCUCCAGUCAAUCCGGAAGAAGUGUAAACUGGACGACAUCCCUCCCAACUCCCUGUUCCAGGAGGACUGGACGGCUUUUCAGAACUCCGUCAGGAUAAUAGCCACCUGUGGAGAGCUCCUGCGGCAGUGUGGGGACUUUGAGCAGCAGCUCGCUAACAGGAUUUUGGCCACCGCUGGGAAGUAUCUGUCUGACUCCUACAGCCCUCGGAGCCUUGCUGGCCUUCAGGAGGGCAUCCUGGCAGACAAGAAGAGCCCGGCCAGGAACCCGUGGCAGGAGUAUAACUACCUCCAGAAAGACAGCCCCGCUGAGUAUGCCAGCUUGAUGGAGAUGCUUUAUACUCUCAAGGAGAAAGGCUGCAGUAAUCACACCCCACUGGCCUCCUGUCGGGCAGCACUGACCCGGCUUAACCAGCAAGCCCACCAGUUGGCCUUUGAUUCUGUCUUCCUGCGCAUCAAACAGCAGCUGCUGCUCGUUUCCAAGAUGGACAGCUGGAACACAGCUGGCAUUGGAGAAACGCUAACCGAUGAGCUGCCCGCCUUCAGCCUCACUCCCCUGGAGUACAUCAGCAAUAUUGGGCAGUACAUCAUGUCUCUGCCCCUAAAUCUCGAGCCCUUUGUCACCCAAGAGGACUCUGCCUUGGAGCUGGCCUUGCAUGCUGGGAAACUCCCAUUUCCUCCUGAGCAAGGAGAUGAGCUGCCUGAGCUGGACAACAUGGCUGACCAUUGGCUGGGCUCCAUCGCCAGAGCCACGAUGCAGACCUACUGCGAUGUGGUCCUCCAGAUCCCCGAGCUGACUCCACACGCCACCAAGCAGCUGGCCACCGACAUUGACUAUCUGAUGAACGUGAUGGACGCCCUGGGCCUGCAGCCCUCGCGCACCCUGCAGAACAUUGGGGCCCUGCUGAAAGCCCGGCCCGAGGACUACAGGCAAGUGAGCAAAGGCCUGCCACGCCGCCUGGCCACCACGGUGGCCACCAUGAGGGGAGUGAGCUUCUGAGCCCAGACCUCCCACAGAAGAGGUCAGGGAUGGUGUCUGCAGCCACAUCAGACGGCCGGGACACCUGCCGGCCACGGGGAGGGUUGGCUCUGAAAUGACUUGGCUGUUUUGUAUACUGAAGAAAGGGUUGUCAGCUGGGCGAGGCAGGACACUCCUGUAAUCCCAGCACUCUGGAGGCAGAGGCAGGAGUCCAGGACAGCCUGGGCUGCAUGGCCAGACCAUCUCCAGAAAACAUUAUACAAAUGAGAGAAGUAUAUUAUUUAUUAGAACUUGCCAGAUGAUUUUGUAAAGAAUGAUCUUAAACAUGAAUUAAACACUGAAAUGAUCAGCUGCUUUCUUCCUGA